AUGACCGACUGGACUGCAAGCGACGUGGGCGCUCCCACGUCUAUGCUCCAGGCUGACGAGGACCUGGAGAGGGCGCUGGCCGAGUCAGCCGCCAUGGCCGGCACCACCCAUGCACCGCAAGAGACUGGUAUCACCAUGUCUUACGAUGCGGCAGUCCCGACUGAGCUUCCCUUUUUUGGACCGGCCAACCGAGACGUAUAUGACCCUGAUCAAUGGGCCAUGGUUCGCGCCAGCCCCGAGGUUCUAGAACCCCCACCAUCUGGCCGCAAACGAGAACACGGCGUCCCGGUGUUUUUGCGUAAUCGGCGGUCAGGCACAGAGGCGUCGGCGCUAGGUGCGCUUCUCACAAUUCUCCAUGCCAUACCUGCCGCCCGCAACGCACUACUACGUUCAGGACGGCAGCCGGCCACGUACGGCCAGAACUCGGAGUGGUGGAAGGGUGGCCGGAUACAGCCACUUGGUGUACCCGACAACGAUGGCAGCAUUCGUAUGGCGACGUCAGCAGCGGCAACGGCGGGAAUGACCACAGUCAUUUCUGUUGACAGCGACGAAGACGACACGAGCAAUAGUUCCAUGGCUGACGGCGGCCGACUUGAGAGUGGUCCUAGGAUGAACUCGGCGUUUGCCCGCGAGUACGUCGAGGAGAUGCACAGGCUGAUGGCCUUCCUCGACAGCACCGACCGCGCAUACGGUACUGCCGACAAUCUCGCCGACACGGCGGUGAUGAGGGAGUGCUAUGGCAUGGAGAUGAGCCAAAGGUUCUUUGAAGCUGCGCGGCGAUUGGAUCUACCAGAGAUCCUGCAAACCUUCUUCUGUGACGUUCAGUUGAUGGGCAUCAAGCACUUGGGCGUUCCCCUUCGUUCUGAGUCGUAUGCGAUACUCGAAAUAAAGGUGGAUGGCGACAACGUCCCAUUCGGCCUGCACGAUCUGUACAGUGCCAUUGACGCCAUUUAUUGGGAAGAUCUCUACCGUUUUGAUCCCAACGUUUCACAUAUUAACGUCCCUGAAGCUAGCAUGGCUGUCUUGGCGAAGGUUGCCCCGGUGCAGAUUUUGCGCCUGAGUACGAACAGGCAGGUGCCGUUCAUAGAACCUUUUGACGUUCCCGAGGUGCUCUACACCGAUCGCUACAUGGGCGAGAACGCAUCGCGGGCUCUGGAGAUUCAGGUACAACUUCAGAAAGUAUACGAUACUAUUCGGAAAAUCGACGCGGCCAUGCGGGUCGCCACUACAUUCAACGACCAUUCGUCAGCCCCCCACACCGUCGUCAGGGAUCGAGUCGUCCUGUCGGACCAGGCAAUUGCGUUUGCCAUUCAGAAAGAAUGGCAGUACCGUGCGGAGAUGGUAUGGGGUCGAUACAAAGCGGCACAAAAUACGCCCGAAUCCUUUGAUUACAACGAAGCCCAAAUCUACGCGGCAGAGCCGGUAACCGAUGAGGAGAAGACAACGCUCCGGACACUCCAGACCGAGAUCGCGGUUCACCGGCAAAAACUAAUCAGCAUACAGAAGAGAGUUCAAAAACUGCAGUUUGAGCGACAAGCCCUUGUCGAGCUUUCUCGACGACUCCGGCGGAAGUAUACUGUUCCUUCCGAGAAGCAGAAUUGGAGCCCGACGAGUAAAUACUCACUACGUGGCGUCAUCGUGUCGCCCGACAAGUUCUAUUUCUGCCGACGUGAAGCGCAGCCGAAGCCGGAACAAGAGCCAGAGCUACAGUCUCAUCCCUUGGACGAAGAAGCCAGUGAGCGCGGCGGCGAUACCAAAGUCGAAGCGGAAGUCAAGGGCAAGGGGAAGGGAACGGAACAGAACCCUGAGCCGGCACUGUCCACAUCCCCUACUACCACGGCAACAGGCGACCAGUGGUGGAUGGCUUCCUACAACGGCAGGGAUGCUUCGCCCAUCACCAUCCAGAAAACGACCGUGGAUGUUGCUCGCGGAUCGGUCUUUCAGGAAACGGAGACGCCAAUUCUGGUGUACAGCAACGCUGCGUCACUCGCCGAGGAGAAUGUGGCCCUGCCCGACGCACUUCGGACAUUUGUCCGGUUCGACAACCGCUUUUUCAAACAGGAAAUGCUGGAAGAGAGCCCGCGCGACAAGAAGCGCCAGCCCGUCGAAGAGCCCUCGCCGACGUCUCCUUUAAAGCGUCAGCAGAGAGCUAAUAGCAUUGACUCCAUGGCCAGCAACAUGGCGUCCCUGGGCGAGUAUUCGGACCGUGACAUGGAAGAUGUACCGCUCCUUAACGACGACCGGUUCACCAUAGAUAUGGACGAGGGUGUGUUCGCUAGAGGCGCCGGCAGCGGGUAUGAUGUACACGAGUGGACAUUGAACCGGACCAUGGAUGAAGCCAUCACUAAGAGGGCGGGAACCGAUGGAAUGGACUCUGCCGAACCGGUACUGCCCCAACGGGAGGUGGACACAUUGCCUGGGUAUGACGACGCCGUGGCAGACUCAGCACCCAUACCAGUGGCCACGGAUACCAAACAGGAGCAUAGAGGGUCUCUGGGCACGGAGAUGGUUCAGCGAGCUAUCCACGGCAGCGACAAGAACUGCAUUAACGGCACAAAUCUGGUCGAUACACCAAACGUCGCGCAUGGUGCAGACGCUAGCCUGGAGACGCCUCGUGCUACGGCCAGCGUUCCCGACCUCAUCGACUUCGACCAGAGCCAGAUGCAAGAACGAUCACAGUCACCAGGACAGAUGCUACCACCACCGCCGCCCCGAAUUAAGAAGCCGCAGCAGGCACAUCAAAAUGAUGGUGCGAUGCAGCUGCUCGCUGACUGGGACAAUCCGGAGGGCCGUUAUGUAGGCCACGCGGAGGAUGCUGCAGACGGGGCAUGA
Messenger RNA from Sporothrix brasiliensis 5110, 2832 nucleotides. RefSeq lists its product as uncharacterized. The coding region runs from base 1 to 2832 and encodes 943 amino acids. Lineage: Eukaryota; Fungi; Ascomycota; Sordariomycetes; Ophiostomatales; Ophiostomataceae. Gene Ontology annotation, biological process: protein deubiquitination. The record is from RefSeq and is a predicted model, not a curated record. Gene Ontology annotation, cellular component: nucleus; cytosol. The transcript is spliced from 2 exons.